AUGCGUCCGGGCGGCCUGCCGACACAGCAGCCCGGCACGCCGGGCCACGCGCGCCGCCGCCCAGAUCUCACCCUCCCCAUGCCCCAGCGCGAGUUCACCGUCUCCUUUGCCGUCCCGUUCCCUCUCCCGCCAGUCCCCGCCUCCGCCAGGUGUCCCACCCCGCCGGGCAUCCCCGUUCCCGCCGCCACCGCGGCGCAGCAGCAGCAACAGUCGCCCCUGCUCGCGGAGCUGGAGCGCGUGCGCCGCGUCGGUAGCGGCGCCGGCAGGACGGUGUGGAUGCACCCCGCCGUGGUGCGCUGCCACGGCAUGUACGAGCGCGGCGGGGAGCUGCAGAUCCUGCUCGAGUACAUGGAUGGCGGCUCCCUCGACGGCCGCCGCAUCGUCGCCGAGCCGUUCCUCGCCGACGUCGCGCGCCAGGUCCUGUCCGGGAUCGCCUACCUCCACCGCCGCCACAUCGUGCACCACGACAUCAAGCCCUCCAACCUCCUCAUCGACUCGGCGUGCCGCGUCAAGAUCGCCGACUUCGGCGUCGGGCGCAUCCUCAACCAGACCAUGGACCCCUCCAACUCCUCCGUCGGCACCAUCGCCUACAUGAGCCCCGAGCGGAUCAACACCGACCUCAACGACGGCAGCUACGCCGGCGACAUCUGGAGCUUUGGCCUCAGCAUUCUCGAGUUCUACCUGGAUUCACAACUCAGAGAUUCAAAACCACCAGAUUCACAUCAGAUUCAAAACUCAUAUUCUCAUAAUUCUAAACCACAGGAUUCACAUUUCACAAUCACAAGUCUCAAACUCACAACUCAGAACACAAGGACAAGGGACAAAAGACAAGAUUAUAUCAUUAUAUGA
Miscanthus lutarioriparius is the source of this 849-nucleotide messenger RNA. The record is from the annotation of a GenBank genome assembly. Lineage: Eukaryota; Viridiplantae; Streptophyta; Magnoliopsida; Poales; Poaceae.